CUUGCUUUGGUUAUGAUUUUUGUGUUUUUUUAUAAGAAGAAAAGAAUUUAUCAAGUCGACGCAAUGGAUCCAUCUAAUGCAAAUAGGUUUCUCAAAAAUAGCGUAUAAUCUUUAUAUGUAAUUCGCUAUAAGCUUGAUAACACUAUAUUUAUGUGACGUACAUAUAUACGUAUAGCGACUAUUAGUCAAUUUAUCGAAUCCCCCACUAAUAGCACUGAGACUAUUCACGCAGCACCUAUCGCGUAUCGAAGGUCAUUUUAAGUUAUUCGCAAUUAAUUUAUCAUUCCGCAGUGCUUAAUUGUCUCGUGUUCUUUAAUAAGUCAGGAUCUGAUUGUGAGUCACUUUGCCUCGGGUUAUCAGCGAAAAGGGAGACAUGAGUACCCAUUAUGGAGGUGAUAGAAUUGUUUGAUAAAGUUAAUGAAAGCCUGGGAUCAUACACAUUUUCAAGAUGGAUUGGGAGAUUUAUAGAAGAUUAUCAGACAUCAACCACACUCCUUGUUACAAUUGUUGUAUCUCUGCUGCUUAUUCUCUUGGUUAUAUCAAUUUUUGUUAUACGAAAAUGGAAGAACAAAGAAUUUCUGCCAGAGGUAAAGGAGUUUGUUGGAGUAGGUACUGGGAAGCCGAGAUUCAGAAAAAGGGACAAAGUCCUCUUUUAUGGAAGAAAGAUGUUGCGCAAGGUAAAGUCUAUCAGUGGCCAAGUCCAUGCUACUGGACAAGGGAAGAAGAGGAGAGCAGUCAUGAGAUUUGCUCGUCGAUUAUUACAACUUAAGAAGGAGACUGCUCCACAACAACUCAAGGUAUUGGAACCACCUGCAGAAUAUUUAGAAGAAGAUUUAGGACCUGGUGAGAGAGUACCACCAGAUGCACUGUACAUGUUACAAAGUAUUAGGGUCUUUGGACAUUUUGAGAAGCCUGUGUUCCUAAAGCUGUGCAAAUAUACAGAAAUCAUGAACUUGCCUGCUGGUAGUACAUUGUUCAAAAUUGGUGAUCCCGACGAGAAUUUAUUUAUAGUACAACAGGGUUUAGUUAAUGUAUAUAUUACUGGUCCUGAUGGUUCCCAGAUAUCGUUAAAAUUAGUAAAAACAGGCGAAUCGGUUACCAGUCUUCUUAGCUUUACUGAUGUACUUACCGGGCAUACAAGUACAUAUAAAACUGUGUCAGCAAGAGCUGUAGAAGAUUCUAUUGUAGUGAAACUACCAAUGAGCGCGUUCCAAGAAGUAUUUCAAGAUUAUCCCGAUGCAUUCGUUCGAGUUAUUCAAGUCAUCAUGGUGCGUUUGCAAAGAGUCACUUUUACUACUUUACAUCAAUAUCUUGGUCUCUCCGCGGAGUUAGUUAAUCAAGGAACACAUAAAAAAAAGCAAAGCCCAUUCUCUGGCUCGCCAGUACGUUCAAGAACCAGAGAUAACUUUACUUUGCAAAACACCGAUGGUGGAUUUGUUCCAUCAGAGACUCAUGAUACUAGCGAUGUUUCUUAUCGCGACAUACCUUCAAAUUCAAGUGGUUCCCAACCUGUUGCCGGUAACGCGAAUCGAAGGGCAAAAAAUAGCAACGAUUGGAAGAAUCCAGGUUUCACUUCGCAAAUAAGUCAAAAUUCGGUGGACAUGGUGCCAGAGUGUGACUCUCACUGGCCGAAUUUGUCUCCUACCGCGACCUCUCAGCCCGUUCAAGGAUCACAUUCUGAAAGCGUUCACGUGGGAAGUGCUUAUCCCAGCCGAAAGCGUUCAACUAACGAGGCAGUGCAACCGCAGCAGCAAUUAGACGAAUCGCAGCUCGUGCAGAUAGCCACCGAUGCAUUCGUUCACGAAUUAGGCAUAGAAGAUGAGACAGUGCUCAAAGAUAAAGUACAGAUUAGAGAAGUGCCGGCUGGUACCUAUCUAAUGAAGGAGGAAUCGCACAAGGAUGUUGCACUCGUAUAUGUGCUCUCGGGUUCACUGAUAGUAAGCCAACGCGUGUCGGAGAGUCGGGAUGCCUAUCAAGAAGUUCAUAUGUUCAGCGCCCAUCAGGGUGAAAUCGUCGGUGGCUUAGCAGUGUUGACCGGCGAGCCGUCCUUUUACACCAUCAGAGCGAAACAUCCCAGUCGCAUCGCACUAAUUAGCAAGAUGACGUUCUUCGCUAUCAUGCGAGAUCAACCUACAGUCGUGUUGCACGUAGCGCACACUGUCGUUCGUAGAUUAAGUCCGUUCGUAAGACAGGUGGAUUUUGCCCUCGACUGGUUGUUUCUUGAAAGCGGAAGGGCCGUUUAUAGGCAAGGUGAUGAGUCAGACUCGACGUUCAUAGUGCUAAGUGGGCGAUUGCGUUCGGUGAUCACUUACAAGGACGGCAAGAAAGAACUAGUGGCGGAGUACGGAAAAGGCGACUUGGUAGGAAUUGUAGAGAUGGUCACGCAGACCUCACGAUCGACGACAGUCAUGGCGGUGCGAGAUUCUGAACUAGCGAAGUUACCGGAAGGUUUAUUCAAUGUAAUCAAACUUAGGUAUCCGAUCGUCGUUACGAGGCUGAUAAACCUCCUCGGUCAUCGUAUACUCGGUACAUGGCAGCAAGCACACACGAAAAACUACAGUAAUGAUACUCAGCGAGCCGCGGCAACGGUGGAUGCAAGGCCGGCUCAAGUUAAUUUCUCGACUGUCGCGAUAGUACCCGUGUCGGAUGAUGUGCCAUUGACUGCCUUUACUUACGAACUAUAUCAUUCCCUAUGCGCUAUUGGACCUUGUCUUCGUCUAACGUCGGAGGUCGUAAGGAAGACUUUAGGUACGAGCAUCAUGGAGCCUGCGAAUGAAUAUCGAUUGACGUCCUGGUUGGGGCAGCAGGAGGAUCAACACCGGAUCUCUCUGUACCAAUGCGAUUCGAGUUAUACAUUGUGGACUCAGCGAUGCGUAAGACAAGCCGAUUGCAUCCUCAUCGUGGGUCUGGGCGAUCGACCGCCAUCCAUCGGGCGAACAGAGCGCGAAGUGGAGCGACUGGUAAUGAGGACACAGAAGGAAUUGGUGCUGUUGCACAAAGAGCAGAACGGUCAACGACCUACGAACACGGUUCAGUGGUUGAACAUGAGGUCGUGGGUGUCCAGUCAUCACCACAUUCAGUGCCCGAAGCGCAUGUUCACCAGAAGAUCGCAAUACAGAAUUAACGAGCUGUAUUCCAAAGUGCUGAUGUCCGAGCCGAAUGUGCACAGUGACUUCAGUAGACUGGCGCGAUGGCUGACAGGUACGUCAGUCGGCCUCGUGCUGGGCGGUGGUGGUGCCAGGGGCGCUGCUCACGUAGGCAUGCUCAAGGCCAUCAUCGAGGCGGGAAUACCCAUAGAUAUGGUCGGUGGAGUCAGCAUAGGUGCCUUCAUGGGCGCGUUGUGGUGCAUGGAGAAGAACAUCACCACUACCACACAGAAGGCCAGGGAGUGGUCCAAGAAAAUGACGCAAUGGUGGCGUCAAAUUCUGGACCUGACUUAUCCGGUGACCUCGAUGUUCUCCGGCAAGGAUUUCAACAAAACAAUACAGCAGACCUUCGGCGACACGUACAUAGAGGACUUGUGGCUCCCGUAUUUCACUAUAACCACAGAUAUCACGGACUCCUGUAUGCGCACGCAUACACAUGGUUUACUAUGGAGAUACAUUCGCGGCAGUAUGAGUAUCGCGGGAGUCUUUCCUCCCAUUUGCGACCCCAUUGACGGGCACCUUUUGGUCGACGGGUGUUAUGUUAAUAACGUACCAGCUGACGAAAUGCUACGCCAAGGAGCGCAUCACAUUUUGGCCAUCGACGUUGGCUCACAAGAUGAUACUGAUCUGACGAAUUACGGGGACUCACUGUCCGGCUGGUGGCUGCUGUGGAAACGUUGGAAUCCAUUCGCCACGCCGGUGAAGGUGCCGAAUCUGCCGGACAUUCAAUCCAGAUUGGCGUACGUGAGUUGCGUCCGCCAGCUGGAGGAAGUGAAAAGUUCGGAUUACUGCGAGUAUAUCAGGCCGCCGAUCGACAAGUAUAAAACCCUCCAGUUCGCAAAUUUCGACGAAAUCAAGGAUGUGGGCUACCAACACGGUAAAACGUAUUUCGAGGGCCAGUCGAAAGCUGGAGUUCUGCCUCGAUUCAAUGCAGAUCGAGAGAAUGCGAGAGCUAUGCGAGCGAAAAAUCAAGCGGCGAAUCAACAGUCCGUCUCCUCGUACACUUUCACCGAUCUCGCGCAGAUGGUGUGCAAAGUCUCACGCGGCAACCGAUACCUCGAUCUCGACAUAGACUCCGACUCGGACGAGUUGGAGGAGUACGAGGCCGACUUGGAAGAAGAUGCACAGGAAGUAGGAUAUGCGUCUGAACCCACUGCCGGUAUCUUAGAUCAGAGUCCUGAGGACAAUCGCCUGAGAAGAAGGACUGGUGUCUCGCUUAGCCUCUCCGACACCGAAGCGGAGUCGGAAUUAGAAUACCAUCCAAAGAUCUUUUGAGUAGCUAUUGAGAUUCGCGUUUGUGACUGACACAUCUGCCAUUUAGCACAAAUCUGUAUGUUCCUGCGAAUAACGCAUAAUUUUACCGUUGAGUACACACAUUCGCACUACGAGCAAUUGAUGUGUAUCGAAGUACAAAACUUAUUGUUGUAACAUAGUUACCGGAACGUCGCUCAGAAAUUACGUAACAGUGCGACAUGUACGUUGUUCUUGUAUAACAAACGAUAUUGUUUUUUGCUAUUGAUACUAUUAAAUAUAUAAUUCUACGAUUUCUAAAAACAA
Messenger RNA from Harpegnathos saltator (Jerdon's jumping ant), 4703 nucleotides. It is a transcript of the gene sws, whose product is annotated as patatin like phospholipase domain containing sws. Bases 387 to 4421 code for a protein of 1344 amino acids. The record is from RefSeq and is a predicted model, not a curated record. Gene Ontology annotation, cellular component: endoplasmic reticulum. The transcript is spliced from 15 exons. Gene Ontology annotation, molecular function: phosphatidylcholine lysophospholipase A1 activity. Gene Ontology annotation, biological process: phosphatidylcholine metabolic process. Lineage: Eukaryota; Metazoa; Arthropoda; Insecta; Hymenoptera; Formicidae.